CGUCUCCAAAAUCUCUCGCCUGUCGGCGGGGCUCCACGCCCUCCCAGGCAACCUCCUGCCUUAUUUUUAGCUUAUUUGUGCACUUGCCAUGGCACGGAGGGCUUCAGCCUUUGCAGUUGGGAAGUAAACGAGACUCUGGCAGCAUGUAAACAACCUUUUGCCAAGAACCCAGGUCACCACUGAGCAGGGGGCCUUGAGGGAGAAGAGUAUCAGGAGGACACCAAUGCCAGGCGCGUCCGGUAUUACACUCACUGCAAGCAGCAUGCCGCACUUCAUGCCAGCCCCUGUGUCCUGGCAAAGGCUGGGGCUCUCCAGGUAGGAGGGUCCUGGGGCAGCAGCACCAGGAGCCUCUCAGGAAAGAAUGGGGCCAGAUACGAACUCUCUACAGUGAACAUAGUUUUCAGCUUAUGCAAGAAUUUUAAGAAAACAAUUAUUUAAUUUGCAUAUAAUCACUUCAGAAGCCUUCUGUGUGAUUGCCGGCAGUCAACCCCCCUACAGGAGUUAUCAGGAAUUUUCUGGCACCCAGGUGAACUCUUCUUGGUACUUUUGGCAAUACAGAUCUGCUGGGCAGACUUAUCUGCUGAAUGCUCCGAGGCAGGAAAAAGAGUAAAACCUCUGGAAAGAGCGUCAGGAAAGCUGAACAGAGACCCCCUGUCUCGCCUCCCACUUGCACAGAAACUCAGCCUGGGCUUGGAUGCUGUUACCUGAAGACUCCUGCAGUGUUCACCACAAAGUCCAUCUGUUCUGGGGAGAUAGGUGUUUUGGGGCUGCCUCUUGUGGCCCUUUUCUCUUGUCAUUCUACCCCCAUGCCUUCUAUGCAGGCAGUUGAAUGACGUGAACUUUAGGAUGGAGUUUGGUACCCGUGAAAGACUGACUUCCUUUCCUAGGCUGGUGCUGUUGGAAAGGGCCACCUGAAGGCUGUGUUUGUGUGUGGGAAGAAAGGCACUGCCUGGCUGGGAUCCUCCACCAUGUUCCUGUUGCUGCCUUUUGAUAGCCUGAUUGUCAACCUUCUGGGCAUCUCCCUGACCGUCCUCUUCACUCUCCUGCUUGUUUUCAUCAUAGUCCCUGCCAUUUUUGGAGUGUCCUUUGGUAUCCGAAAGCUCUACAUGAAAACAUUGUUAAAAAUCUUUGCGUGGGCUACCUUGAGGAUGGAAAGAGGAGCCAAGGAGAAGAACCACCAGCUUUACAAGCCUUACACCAAUGGAAUCAUUGCAAAAGAUCCCACUUCACUAGAAGAAGAAAUCAAAGAAAUUCGUCGAAGUGGUAGUAGUAAGGCUCUGGAUAAUACUCCAGAGUUUGAGCUCUCUGACAUUUUCUACUUUUGCCGGAAAGGAAUGGAGACCAUUAUGGAUGAUGAGGUGACAAAGAGAUUCUCAGCAGAAGAACUGGAAUCCUGGAACCUACUCAGCAGAACCAAUUACAACUUCCAGUACAUCAGCCUUCGGCUAACUGUCUUGUGGGGGUUAGGAGUGCUGAUUCGGUACUGUUUCCUUCUCCCACUCAGGAUAGCUCUGGCAUUCACAGGGAUUAGCCUUCUGGUGGUGGGCACAACCUUGGUGGGAUACUUGCCGAACGGGAGGUUUAAGGAGUUUUUGAGUAAACACGUUCACCUAAUGUGUUACCGGAUUUGUGUGCGAGCCCUGACCGCCAUCAUUACCUACCAUGACAGGAAGAACAGACCAAGAAAUGGUGGCAUCUGUGUGGCUAACCAUACAUCUCCUAUUGACGUUAUCAUUUUAGCCAGUGACGGCUAUUACGCCAUGGUGGGUCAAGUGCAUGGAGGACUCAUGGGUGUGAUUCAGAGAGCCAUGGUGAAGGCCUGCCCCCACGUCUGGUUUGAGCGGUCUGAAGUGAAAGACCGCCACCUGGUGGCUAAGAGACUGACUGAACAUGUGCAAGAUAAAAGCAAGCUGCCUAUCCUCAUCUUUCCAGAAGGUACCUGCAUCAAUAACACAUCAGUGAUGAUGUUUAAAAAGGGAAGUUUUGAAAUUGGAGCCACAGUUUAUCCAGUUGCUAUCAAGUACGACCCUCAGUUCGGCGACGCCUUCUGGAACAGCAGCAAGUAUGGGAUGGUGACAUACCUGCUGAGGAUGAUGACCAGCUGGGCCAUCGUCUGCAGUGUCUGGUACCUGCCUCCCAUGACCAGAGAGAAAGAUGAAGAUGCUGUCCAGUUUGCAAACAGGGUGAAGUCUGCCAUUGCCAGGCAGGGAGGGCUGGUGGACCUGCUGUGGGAUGGCGGACUGAAGAGGGAGAAAGUGAAGGAUACGUUCAAAGAGGAGCAGCAGAAGCUAUACAGCAAGAUGAUUGUGGGGAACCAUGAGGACCGGAGCCGCUCCUGAAGCCAAGGGUGAGCUGGCCGGAAUGACCUGCCUGAAUCCCGGCACACGAGCCAGCUGGAGCUGUUGCCGCUGCUACCACCACCACCCCUGCUGCCACAUCCUUCCAGACUCAGGGCCAGACUGCUCUGGACGCCAACAGCCGGGCCUCAGAGCUGCGCAGAUCCUUGCACUCGGGCCAGUGCAGCCUGCCCUUGCCAUCGGCAGCAAGUGCUGCUGGGUGUCACUGCCCAGGACGAGAUGCCUUCUGGUUCCUUUUACAAUACGGCCUUUGGAGGAAUGCCAUGGAAGUCUGCUCUCCAUCCAAGUGUGUCGCGUGGGGCUGAGCGGUGUGAGGAUCAGCACACUCCCUGUUAGGAUUCCCUAGUCCUGGGCCUGUGUGGGGAAGGCUGCCCCACUCUAGGAGAGGUGCUGCCCAGGGUCUGGCCCAGCCUUGGAGCUCUGUAGACCUGAUGAAGAGAGAACUGUGGUAUGCAGGGCAUUCAGAAAGAGAAAUUUGAAAUUCUUGUGCUGUUCAUUGUUAAGAAGUCAGCAGACGGGCUAGGAGGGGCCAGCAGGCCACCAGGUGGUCUGUGGUGAGAGCCAGGAAUUAUUUCAUGUUCAAACUCCAGGCUGAGCCUGAAUUUCCUGUGUGAUGUGCUCUUUGUUUAAUUGUGCCUCGGUUUCCCCAUCUGUAACAUGACUCAGGCAGAGGGGUGGUGACUCCUAUCUCACAGGGUUGUUGUGGGGUCUCAGUGCUGCAUGAGUGAAGAACACAUCAUGUGCAGUGUCACAAGUUCCAGGUUGGCAGACUGCAGGGCGUGGUCUGCUCUCAGCUGUGCACAGGGCUUUGGACUUGUGAGUAAAUAAAACAUGGCCUAGCCCCACACAUGUUUCUUCUGCUUGGCUUCUGCAGUGAGCCUCGUGUCACUCAGGAGGCAGGCUUCUCCCAGCAGACACUGGCACAGCUCUGGAGUCUGCAGACUACAGGCGAGGGAGGGCCGAGAGUCCCUGAGGUGGGGUGGGAGAGGGGUGGGGCAGCGGGAGCUCUGAGCAGACACAGGAGGCAGCGGAGGAGCAGAGGUCCAGGAGAGGGGUGGCUGAGAACCAGAGAGGCAGGGUAGUGGCAACCGAGCUUCCCCACAGCCAGAAGGUAAACUGCCAGCCUCAUAGGCCACCUCAGUCACCGUGAGUGCAGAUCCAAAGCCAGGCCACUCUGGGGGUUUCGUGCUGUGGGGUCCAAUUUCUGAUCCUCAUGAGAGGAUUUCCUCAGCCCAUUUGUCCCCUGCCCACCUCUCGCUUCUUGUGGCAAGCUUGAUACCCUUCAGGACUCUGUACCUUCCGCAUCUGGGGUGAGGGAUGUGUUGGGAAUGAGGCCCGGCUUUAAGGCUGCAAACCCAUGUCACCAUCAUGCUCAAGGAUCUGCCCUGUGUGAGCCUGGUGUCACUUGCCCGCACUGCCUCCUGCCACCUCUUCACAGAGCCAGCUGUGUCCUCCUGCUGCCCCAGUGCUAGCCAGUGGAAAACUUCUCGCAAUAAAAACACUCCUGACUGUAAGAACAGCCUCUUCUGUUUUGUGGAAUGUUAAUAAAAAGCAGCUUUCAGCUUCA
Molecule: messenger RNA, 3924 nt
Organism: Chinchilla lanigera (long-tailed chinchilla)
Lineage: Eukaryota; Metazoa; Chordata; Mammalia; Rodentia; Chinchillidae
Gene: Gpat4
Product: glycerol-3-phosphate acyltransferase 4
Exons: 13
Coding region: 969-2339 (456 amino acids)
Biological process (GO): triglyceride biosynthetic process
Cellular component (GO): endoplasmic reticulum
Molecular function (GO): glycerol-3-phosphate O-acyltransferase activity
Source: RefSeq, a predicted model, not a curated record